AUGCUGCUCCCCAAGGGCGGACUGGACUGGAAGUCGGCGAGGGCGCAGAUCCCGCCGACGAGAGCGCUAUGGAACGCCGUGACGCGGACACGGUUCAUACUGCUGGUUGGGAUUACGGGACUCGUCCUGCUGCUAUGGCGGGGCGUGUCUACUUCGGCAUCAGAGAUGCAGAGCUUCUACUGCUGGGGCCCGGCCAAGCCACCCAUGGAAAUGUCACCGAACGAGCAUAACCGAUGGAACGGACACCUGCAGACACCGGUCAUCUUCAACCACCACGCGCCCAUCGAAGUCAAUUCGAGCACAAUCGAGCACGUCGACCUCAACCCCAUCAACUCGACCAAGCAGGCCCUCGCCAAGGAAGAGAGGAUACUCAUCCUGACGCCCUUGAAGGAUGCCGCGCCGUACCUGUCGAAAUACUUUGAGCUCCUCGCUGAACUGACGUAUCCUCAUCGAUUGAUUGACCUGGCCUUUCUCGUCUCAGACUCUACAGAUGACACCCUCGCCGUUCUCGCCUCCGAGCUCGACCGCAUCCAGAAGCGACCCGAUCAGAUCCCCUUCCAUAGCGCAACGGUCAUUGAAAAGGACUUUGGAUUCAAGCUCAGCCAAGAUGUCCAAGAGCGACACUCGUUCGAGGCUCAGGGACCCCGCCGAAAGGCCAUGGGCAGAGCCCGGAACUACCUCCUCUACACUGCCUUGAAGCCCGAGCACUCUUGGGUCUACUGGCGCGACGUGGACAUUGUGGACAGCCCUACCGGCAUUCUCGAGGACUUUAUCGCCCACGACCGAGACAUUCUGGUUCCAAACAUUUGGUUCCACCGUUACCGUGACGGUGUGGAUAUUGAAGGCCGGUUCGAUUAUAACUCUUGGGUCGAGUCCGACAAGGGCCGCAAGCUGGCGAACAGUCUGGACAAGGACGUUGUUCUUGCUGAGGGUUACAAGCAGUACGACACUGGCCGAACGUACAUGGCCAAAAUGGGCGACUGGCGUGAGAACAAGGAUGUGGAGCUUGAACUCGACGGCAUCGGCGGCGUCAACAUUCUGGUCAAGGCAGACGUGCACCGCUCCGGCAUCAACUUUCCGUGCUAUGCUUUCGAAAACCAAGCCGAAACAGAAGGAUUCGCCAAAAUGGCCAAGCGUGCCGGCUACGAAGUCUACGGUCUCCCCAAUUACGUUGUUUGGCAUAUCGACACCGAAGAAAAGGGCGGCAACGCAUAA
Messenger RNA from Trichoderma citrinoviride, 1215 nucleotides. RefSeq names its product glycosyltransferase family 62 protein. The transcript is spliced from 6 exons. Gene Ontology annotation, cellular component: mannan polymerase complex. The coding region runs from base 1 to 1215 and encodes 404 amino acids. Gene Ontology annotation, molecular function: alpha-1,6-mannosyltransferase activity. Gene Ontology annotation, biological process: cell wall mannoprotein biosynthetic process; protein N-linked glycosylation. The record is from RefSeq and is a predicted model, not a curated record. Lineage: Eukaryota; Fungi; Ascomycota; Sordariomycetes; Hypocreales; Hypocreaceae.